AUGGAUUCACAUUUUCAUGCCAUCAACGUUCAUGAUAUUUCUGCCUUGAGCAGACUAAAAAGUUUUACAAAAAAAUAUGGCUGGAACUUGGACAGCGAUUUAUGUUUUUCUCCUUCGUCGACUGAAAAACAUUCUUUAUCAUUGUUGAACAGGAAAAACAACGUAAUUAGAGCACAUUAA
Clunio marinus is the source of this 180-nucleotide messenger RNA. The record is from the annotation of a GenBank genome assembly. NCBI's taxonomy places the organism in Eukaryota, Metazoa, Arthropoda, Insecta, Diptera, Chironomidae.